UGACUUGCAAUUUCUGGGUACUUCAUCGUUUUCUUGGUGGAGUGAUAUUACGUAAAAAGAACACUAACGCCAUCGGUUUUUCGUUUUGUCCCGUGGUGACCGGAGAUUCAGAGGACAGCGAUGGCUGUCAAGUCGGGUGGUUCUACUUCGUCUCUCCGGUCUCUGCCUCCACCAUGUCCAAAAUCGCCACCGGAGUAUCCUGAUUUGUAUGGGAAACGAAGGGAAACGGCUAAGAUUCAGAUGCUUGAGAGAGAGAUUAGUUUCCUUGAGGAAGAGCUGAAAUCCGUCGAAGGUCUCCAACCUGCUUCGAGAUACUGCAAAGAGGUUACAGAUUUUGUGAUGGCAAAAUCCGAUCCUCUAAUACCUACUAGCCGGAAGAAUCGAAAGUCACGUCGGUUUUGGAAUUGGCUUUGUGGAAUUCCCUGCUUUAACUUGUCAUGGAUCUGCUGUUGCUGCUAUUCCGGGUGCUCUUCCCAUUUGAAAUGUUCGCAAUGCUAUGACGGUGAUUUAUGCAACAGCGGCUCAUGCAUUUGCAACUUAUGUAAAUGCAGCUCGUCUGACCUGAGUUCAUGCAAGUGUCGCUCAUGCGACUGCAGCUCAUGUAAAUAUAGCUCGUGUAAAUGCAGCAGCUUAUGCAACUGCAGUUCGUAUAAAUGCAACUUGUGUGACUGCAGUUCAUGUAAAUGUAGCUCAUGCGACUGCUGUUCAUGUUCAAGCUGCUGCAAAAUCCCGAAAUGUCGACGUAAGUGCAGCUCAUGCAGCUGCUGCACAAUCCCAAAAUGUCGAUGUAAGUGCAGCUCAUGCAACUGCUGUUCAUGUUCAAGCUGCUGCACUAUGCCGGGAUGGCAAUGCUUCUCGUGUCCUAAAUCCCAUUGCUGCAAAAAGGUCUCAUGCAGCAGCCAAAACUGCUGCAUUUUUCAAUUCCCUUCAAUGACAGAUUGCUUUUGCUGUAGAUGGAAAUGUUCUCCUAAAUGUCCAAAGGUAACCCUUUGCUGCAACUGUACAAAAACCUGUUGUAAUUAAUGCUUGCUGCCUCUUAUUCGAAUAUAUUUCUGCAUGUUCGAGUCUAAUCCUCGACAUGUUGAUUAGUUUCUAGUAAAGUAUUGAAUCAAUGCCUCAGUCAUAGUGUGGUAUGAAUUAUUGAAUCAAUCAUUCAAUUUGUUGGGACUUAAAAAAACCCAGAUUUAAGCUAGAA
Hibiscus syriacus is the source of this 1195-nucleotide messenger RNA. RefSeq names its product guanine nucleotide-binding protein subunit gamma 3-like. The record is from RefSeq and is a predicted model, not a curated record. Lineage: Eukaryota; Viridiplantae; Streptophyta; Magnoliopsida; Malvales; Malvaceae. Bases 121 to 1023 code for a protein of 300 amino acids. The transcript is spliced from 5 exons.